This is a messenger RNA of Carassius auratus (goldfish), 2391 nucleotides long. RefSeq names its product raftlin-like. The record is from RefSeq and is a predicted model, not a curated record. NCBI's taxonomy places the organism in Eukaryota, Metazoa, Chordata, Actinopteri, Cypriniformes, Cyprinidae. Bases 207 to 2354 code for a protein of 715 amino acids. The transcript has 10 exons.
UGAAAAAGAAAAACUUUACAUCCAUAGAUUUUCAUCGCUGUACAACAUUUAACAUUCAAAUCAACAUGCAAUUUUUUGUUUUGGUGUGUAUUAUGCUACUAUUAGUCAGUUCUGUGUUUUGGUGCAUGAUUAUACUUAUUUUAUUUUUUAUAAUUAUAUACUCGCUGUAGUUGGCGGUGUAUGACGUUGAUGAAACUAGAGAAGGAAUGAGAGUUAUUUGGAAACAUCGGAGGGCAUCAUUCCCUUUCAGUCGUCCUUCCCUUUCAGAAAAGGGAGAGAAGAGGAGGAGACGUUCGCACGCGCGCUGUACUGACCGAAGAGACGCCACAGCGGAGGUGAACCGAGCUCAUCAUACACUCACUCACCUGCCUCCAGUUCACACACACAAGCGAGGAACUUCAAGAAAACCAGCGAGGAGCGAAAGAAACGACAGAGGAGACUCAAACCGAGAGAGACAUAAUCAAAGAACAACAGCAGACAUGGGCUGUAAGUUGCAGAAGCCUCGAAGCUCAGAUGAAGCUCCGGGGAAGAUUUUCUCCACCCUCAGAAGAGCGCAAGUGGAGACGCACUCAGGAGUGGCCUAUACAUACCACUUCCUGGACUUUCUGUUGGGAAAAGAAGAGGUGGCAGUGUCCUCAUUACUGUGUCUGUCGUCAGUCAGAGAGCUUCCGGUGCAGGUGUGUGAGUUGUAUCAGAAAGGGUUCGUACUGGCAGCUGUCCAUCCCUUUGUUCACUCCUGCGGCCCUGCUAGUGCUAACCUCCAGAAGCAGUUACACCGGGCUGUGCUCAUCAGAGAAACACACAGUGGUUCUGACAGUGGCCUGCUGAACUGGGUUGAGCCUCAUCUCAUGACAGACGUGUGUUACCUCGGUCACCGGGACCCUGACCCAGAAAUCAUACAGGGCUAUGUGAAAAAGGUGCAGGAUCUGGCUGAUCAGGGUGAUCUGUUUGUGGGCUUUUUGCCACAGCCCGGUGGAGGUCCGUAUUUCCUCGGUCACUGUGAACCAGAAGAUCUUUCCUCCUUGCACUCCAGUCCCUGUUCUGUUCAUCACAGCAGCCGACCCCCAACCCUCAGUCCUGCGAGCGAGCAGAGCCAACAGGAUAGAGACAACAGGGAUCAACCAAACCAGAAUCAUACAAACUUUAAUUCAGACAAUGAAGACUUUAUGAACCACGGCUUGCAAAUAGAAGGCAUUGAGAGCAGCCAAAGCUGGAAUAAUCAGAAUCCUUUCGCCGAGAACCAUCAGUGUCCUGAUUAUCAGUACUUAAAUGUGGAAGGUGAAUGUACGCAAGCUGGGGGUUUGAAGGACGAUGAGUUUAUAUUAAGCUCUUGUGCACCAGAGCCACAUCAGACCCAGAGCACAAGAAUGCAGCCGGACUUGCCCAGCUGUGAUUUGGCAGAAAACAACAAAAGAGAGCACGGAGAGCAGGUCAAAAGCCAAGACAAACACAGCAAGCGUAGCGGAACCACACCAAUGCUGAAUCGUGUGCAGGUAUUUGCGCUGUACAACCAUACGAUUGCUCUGUCUGGAUCGCCAAAGAUCUUUUCUCUGAGGGUUCCACUGCAGGUGCACAGGGAGGCGGGGCUUGUUAGCUCUGUUGACUCCCAUUGGCUGGACCACAUGACGCAGCACUUCAGAAGUGGGGCGCAACUCAUUGACGGCUACUUUAACCUAGAAGAUGAUGCAGCAUCUUCUUCCAUUGUGGAAAGUGUUUUUAUCUUCCAAAGUGCUUCAGGUGAUGCCGGGCCAACCACAGUGUAUGACGCCAUUGUAGUUGAGCAAUGGACUGUUAUUGAUGGUGUUGCGGUGAAAACAGACUACAUCCCUCUGCUCCAGUCUCUAGCUCCAUACGGCUGGAGGCUAAUGUGUGUUCUGCCCACUCCCAUCGUCAAAAUGAAAAGUGAUGGAAGUUUGGCCACAAAACAGAUCCUCUUCCUCCAGAGACCCACGCUGCCUCGCAAGAGGAGAGACUUGACGAAACUGCACCUCAGAGGUCAAAACAAAAGGAACUCGAGUAAUAAAAGGACACCAGAGAGGGAGAUAUCACCGCUGGCAACAAUUGAGAGAGAAAUGGAACGAAUGGAGAGAGAAAACAGAAGUCUGAUGAGACAACGUGAGAUUAUCCAGAAGGAAAAUGGGCAGAGUUUGCCAGAAAGCCCAGAGAGGAGAGAUCAGGUGGAAAGGACGGUGGAAUUCCACAGGCAGAGGAUGGACAUCCCAAACAUCAGCCCGGCAAAAAAGGAUGCAAUUACAAACGGCAAUCAGGAAUUAAAGCGCACAAUUACGUGUGGUAAACACGAGGACGUGCGAGCAGUCGUAACAGAGAGGGCUUUAUUCUCUGGAGUGUGCUGACAGUAUUCAUUUAUGGAUAUUUAAACAUUACAAUAUG